AUGGAAGGUGAUAUCAAUCAACAAAGAUCCUAUUCCUUUCCAUCAUCACACUUGGAUCAGGGAGCAUCUUCUACUCAACAACAACCAUAUGUAUCAAACUUGGAAUCUGAUAGUUUAACAAAUCACAGACAAGUAGCUAAUGCAGGAGAUGCUAGCCUUCAGGCUCCAAGGCCGCUUUUCGUUAAAAUUCGGUCUUUUUUAAGCUCUCUUCUACCAGAUUUGGCUAAUUACUGGAGCGCAACAAGGACACCACAAGGAGAACUGGAGCAGAUAGUGUCAGAGGAACCAAGCUCAAGAGAAAGAACAUUAGAUGAGUACCGUGCCCUAUGUGGUCCCCUCCUUCAAGCUGCCUUAAAGGGUGAUUGGCCGGCUGCUGAGGCUUUUCUUAGGCAAUACCCAUACUGUGUUCGAGUUCCCAUAUCGAAACAGCGUGACACCGCACUACACAGUGCAGUGGCCGUAAAAGGCACCUCUUUUGUAAAAGAACUGUUGAAACAGAUGAAUCCCGAUGAUUUGGAAUUAAGAAACAUAAAUGGAGUUACAGCCCUUCACGUUGCUGCCCAAACGGGAGAUGUAAGAAUCGCCAAGGAGAUGGUGAAAAAGAACAAACAACUUCUAUUGAUAAUUAAUAGCCAAAGAAUGAAACCGGUUCACGUUGCAGCUCAUCUAGGACACACACACAUGGUGGAUUAUCUAUUCUCUGUGACUCCUUUUCAGGAGUUGACUACUGAUGAACGCAUUAAUCUCCUUCAUUUUACUGUUUCCGCAGGUUUUUACGGUAUUGCAUUGGAAAUUCUGACAAAGGAUCCGAACUUAGCAAAUGGCGAUGCUGGCACUGAAUUUAGGCGAAGAGCUUUAGCAGAGUUGGCCAGAAAACCUUUUGUCAUUGGCCGCCAAAGUCAGCUAUCAUUACGGAAAAGGCUCUUAAAUUCCUGUAUGGGGUGUCCGGAUAGGUUAAUGGCAUGUCCAGAUAGGGCCUUGCGGAGGAAGAAAAAGCAUGUUUCUGGAACUGCUAUCCGGACAGGCUGUCUUGUGGUCCGGACAGCCUUGGCAGGACGAGAUUGCAUGUUUUUGGAAUUCCUGUCCGGACAGGUCUGCAAUGGGAGAAAGCUACAUUCUAGAAAUGUUGUCCGACCAUGA
Messenger RNA from Corylus avellana, 1140 nucleotides. The record is from RefSeq and is a predicted model, not a curated record. NCBI's taxonomy places the organism in Eukaryota, Viridiplantae, Streptophyta, Magnoliopsida, Fagales, Betulaceae.